AUGUCUACCUCUUUUUAUGACUUAGAAUGCAAAGACAAGAAAGGUGAAACCUUCAAGUUUGACCAAUUGAAGGGCAAAGUGGUGCUAAUAGUUAACGUUGCUUCUAAAUGCGGUUUCACUCCACAAUAUAAAGAACUAGAGGAAUUAUAUAAAAAGCAUCAGGAUAAAGAGUUUGUUAUCUUGGGUUUCCCAUGUAACCAGUUCGGUAAGCAGGAACCUGGCUCUGAUGAACAAAUUGGCGAAUUCUGCCAAUUGAACUAUGGUGUUACAUUCCCCAUCAUGAAAAAAAUUGAAGUUAACGGAAACGGCGCUGAUCCUGUUUACAAUUUCUUGAAAAGCCAAAAGUCAGGUUUACUGGGCUACAAGGGUAUUAAAUGGAACUUUGAGAAAUUUUUAGUAGAUGCUAAUGGUAAGGUUGUCCAAAGAUAUUCUUCCUUAACAAAACCAAUGUCCUUAGACCAAGAAAUCCAAAACAUGGUAAGCAAAUGA
Saccharomyces eubayanus is the source of this 489-nucleotide messenger RNA. It is a transcript of the gene GPX2, whose product is annotated as glutathione peroxidase GPX2. The transcript has a single exon. Bases 1 to 489 code for a protein of 162 amino acids. Gene Ontology annotation, molecular function: glutathione peroxidase activity. NCBI's taxonomy places the organism in Eukaryota, Fungi, Ascomycota, Saccharomycetes, Saccharomycetales, Saccharomycetaceae. Gene Ontology annotation, biological process: response to oxidative stress. The record is from RefSeq and is a predicted model, not a curated record.